Molecule: messenger RNA, 801 nt
Organism: Nasonia vitripennis (jewel wasp)
Lineage: Eukaryota; Metazoa; Arthropoda; Insecta; Hymenoptera; Pteromalidae
Product: peptidoglycan-recognition protein S2-like protein
Exons: 3
Coding region: 59-655 (198 amino acids)
Biological process (GO): peptidoglycan catabolic process; innate immune response
Molecular function (GO): N-acetylmuramoyl-L-alanine amidase activity; peptidoglycan binding; zinc ion binding
Source: RefSeq, marked validated
AGUCGCUUUUGAAUCUUGACUACACGUACGUGGCUGGGUUUUCAAAAAGUAAUCAAUCAUGGCGCUUAGGCAUUUACUGUUCGUAGUCACCGUUUUCUACUUUGCGUUUGCCAUUGUAACAGCUGAGGAAAAUAAAGAAAACAACCAACCAAAUAUUGUGCCACGUUCGGAAUGGGGUGCCUACAAGCCCAGGAGUCCCAACAACAAGCUCCAGACCCUACCGCCUAACUACGUAAUAAUCAGUCACACUGCCUCUACGGUAUGCUUAACCAAAGACAAGUGCAUCAAACACGUCCGCAAUAUCCAAGAUCUCCACGUAAAGCAACUCGGUUGGAACGACAUAGGCUACAACUUCUUGGUAGGCGGUGACGGUAACGUCUACGAGGGUAGGGGCUGGGACGCCGAGGGAGCCCACACCAAGGGCUACAACGCCAAGAGCAUCGGUAUCGCCUUCAUCGGGGAGUUCACAGGCAAGACGCCGACUCAGGCGCAGGUCGACGCUGCCAAGCAACUUCUGGAGUUGGGACUCGCCGAGAAAAAACUCGCGGCUAACUACAAGCUGUUGGGACAAAACCAGGUCAAGGCUACCCAGAGUCCUGGUACCAAGGUUUACGAGAUCAUCAAGACCUGGGACCACUGGGCGGAAAGUCCUUGAGUAGGAUGGUUAUGAGGGAACUUCGGCGUCGUGAUCUUUGUAGAAUUGAGAUAUGUUAUAAAGAGCGCUUCUUGUGAGAGUUUAUUUUUUAAUCAAUAUUGUGAUUUUUGUUUAUAAUAAAAUGUUUGCUGAUUAUAUGAAAAGAA